UAGCAAAAACAUUGUCUCGAUUCGAAAUGAUGAACAAAAUUAAUAACCUGGCCGAUAUCGGUGUCUUACUCCAAAGAAAUAAUCUGGGAAGUUUAUGCUAAACACAACACCGCCGCACACUCACUCACAGUUCACACACAACACAGUAAAAGGUAAAAUGGCGGCCGCGUUUCCUUCACAGGAGCACAGGCCGGUGAAAAAGCCAAAGCUUGGCCCACCCGACGUUUACCCGCAAGAUUCUAAACAAAAGGAGGAUGAACUGAAUCAGCAGAAUGUCAAGCAAGGAUUUCAGCUGGGCACAAUCGUAUCUGAUGAGUGUGGAUCAGAAAAAGGACUCGACAUCACUUUAGAGAAGUGUAGUACAUUUUACAACAACUUGUUCAAGAAAAGGACAGACCAGAACACACUACAGGACAGCAAGAACAAAAAGUUUCAGUUGCCUGUCAAGGACAACUUCUGGCCUGCUGCCUGCAGUAAAGUCUCCACAGAGGCAUGGUUCAGAGACUUGGCUGGCAACAAACCUUUGGCUUCCCUCAGCAAGAAGGUGCCGACCUUCAACAAGAAGGAGGAGAUUUUCUCCACCCUGUGCGAGAACGCGGUGCCACACGUCAGAGCUGCUUGGUUCAUCAAGAUGACGGCUGCGCACAAUAUGGGCACUCAGGAUUCCCGCAACCGCCGGAAGCUGGCGGUGGACCAGUCUAUGGACUGGACCCAGGCGCUGACCAAAUACCUGAAAGACCAGCUACAGAAGAUCCAGGACUUCUACCACGGAACCAGCACGCCCCAGGCCACGCCUUUCUUGUUGGCCCAGGCUCCCAACCCCUCCCAGGUGGAUCUAGAUCUGGCCAUGAAGAACUGGAACUAUUGCACUCGCUUUGCCAACCACAUGUAUGAGGAGGGUCUGUUUGAUCGUCACGAGUUCCUCAGCUGGAUUAUCGAGCUUCCCGACAAGAUGAAGCAAGUGGACGAUGUGGUGCUCAAGCUUAUUCUGGCCCAGUUAAAUACAUAUUCUUCUGACAUUUGCAAGUCUGUGAUACUAGCCCGUCGGCUGGCCCAUUUCUGUGGGAAAAAGAUCGUCCACCUGAUUGCCGAGAUGGACCACAUGCUCGGCCGCACGGACCCGAUGGUCAGCAGCAAUGGAACCCCGUUGACCCCAGCGCAAGCCAUCAACACCACCAUCCAGAUGUGUAACCCGCUGAUCAACGCCAUGGCCGAGUUCAAAGAAUGCCAGAGCCAUCGGUACAUUGUGCUACAGUUGUGUGCUCUUGCCCAGAUCAUCACCAUCAAGUGCCCGACUGCCAUGGUGUGGAACGCUCUUGGAGAGGGAAAGAGCAAUAUCUAUCUCACAGGUUCACCGCUAGACAUGUUCCCGUGUGCUACCAGUAACCUACCCAUGCCUCCGGGGUCCAACAAUAGUUAUAUACGUAGUCAGCUAAAAAUAGCGGAGCAGCAGAUUAUCGCGCGUGGUCACGCGGCUGAGGUUCACUGGUCGUCGGACAAGUGUCAGCAGUCGGCUGUUGGUUAUGUGAUGAGCAAAGUGCUGGAGGUGCUGGACAUCCUUGACCAGCACAACUUUGACAUAGUGGACGGGACCUACAACAUGGACUCUCUCUACGGGAAAAUCUUCAGCCUCACUCAGCGGAAGGAAACAGGCGAUCCUCCGAUCGGGGACGAGCCAAUCAUUAACCUGUUGGUGGACUGGGCUGUGAGCACACAGAGGGUCGGGGACCACCGCUGCAUCGUGGUGGCGCUGCUGCUUGAGAGACGACAGUCGGAAAUCAGGAGCGAGAAAUACGGCGAAGUGGAAAGCUCCGACGAGAAGGAAGUGAUCACAGACACGGGCACGCCCCCAGUGUUCCAGUCUCUCUUGAUGAGCUUCCUGGACACCAGAGCGCCUGUGCUGGAGGAACACGCGAGCGAGGAAGCCCAGCAGGCCUUCAAGAACCUCAUCCUGCUGUUCAACGAGCUCAUCGUGCACGAUGUGUUCUCCCACGACGCCUACAUGCACAUGCUCAUCUCCCGCGGCGACCUUGGCCAGGCCCCGGCCUACACCACCCCGCUGGCCGACAACGAGGACCUGUUCAGCGUCAAGAGCCAGCCAGAGAGCAUCAAGCACGAAGUCAGCCUCGUGGAUGAUGACAUCAAGGUGGACAUGGAUAUUCACACUGUGGAGGAAAACUUGGGCAGUUUCUUUGGUUCCUUGAAGGAUGAGCCCAAACCCAGCCCGGAGCAGCCAGAUCUGAGUCUAGGUUCAUUGAAUGCGUCGGUGAAGUCUAUCAAGUCGGACAAGGAGCAGCCGCUGGGCAGCGUGGGAGAUUUCAGCGCCAACACCACGGGCCCCCCGCCGCUGAAGGGCCCGUCUCGACACAUGGUCUACGCCACGCACUUCCCCAUCCCUCAGGACAUUGAAGAUGAAGACUUUGGCACGGAUGACUGCUCCAGCCACGAGAUCAACCAGCGGAUGAUCGUCCUGUACGGGGUGGGCAAGGCCAGGGACGAGGCCAGGCACCUGUUCAAGAAGAUCUCCAAGGAAAUUGUCCGCUUGUUCAGCAAGAGGAACUGUGUGGAUGUGACCAGCGGGGAUCUGGGCAAGGUCAAGAAGAAGAAAGAGAAAGAGACGAAGGAAGGGGAGACAAGCACCGCCACCCCAUCCACCUCCAACCCGUCGACGAUGACCACGCCCAACUUUGACAGCAUGCAGCAGAAGUUUGCCAAGUUGUCCUACUUCGACCAACACCAGGUGACGGCUCAGUGCACGGCGGCCGUCCUAGACCAGAUCAAGAGCUUCACGGCGGGGAACUUCACCUACCUCCCGCUGGGCGACAACAUCUCUUUCCUCUUUGACCUAAUGCAGCAGGCGCUCAAUAUCAGCGGCCUCCUCGAGUUUAUUAUACGGCUGCUGAAAGACCUGGUGGAAGUGGAGAAGGAGCUGCACCAGAAGGAGUCGUUCCUCAUGAUGACCUACACCACCGAGGUCUGCCUCAACAUUGUGGCCGUGCUGAGGCGCUACCACUCCUACCUGCUCAGCCCGCAGGGACUCAGCUCUGAGCUCUUUAUCGGCCUAACCGACAUCCUGAAGGUGGUGAACGUGUGCAACCCCAUCAACUGCUCCACCGCCGAGCGCUGCGUGCUGACCUACCUGUACGACAUCUACACGACCUGUUCUCCACUGCAGAUGCGGCAUUCAGAAAUCUUCAACCCAGCCUACACAAAGAUGAAGGCCACACUGUUCGCACAAAUCAAUCCAUCCUGUACCAACGCCAAGUGGGACCAGAACGAAAUGAAAGACAUCAUCACUAGUGCCAAAUUACCGGAAGAAGCCAACCGUGUUCACAAGAGCCUGGGCGACUCUGCGACCACGAGGUACAGCUUUGUCUGUAACGCCAUGCUUGAAGUGGUCUCCACCCAGCCAGACAAUCUACGCAACAUCAACGACCUGGCCGUGCUGUGUGCUGAGCUGACGGCUCACUGUAACUCCCUCAGCGAGGAGUGGCUAGGCGUGCUCAAAGCCUUGUGCUGUUCCUCACAGCAGGACCUGGGAUUUAUCGAUGUCCUCACCACCAUAGAUGUGGGCGAUCUGUCCAUCCACGACUCGCUGGCGGUGUUCACAGCCAUGUUGAUCGCCAGGCACUGCUUCUCCCUGCAGGACUUUGUCUACCACGUGGCCCUACCCUCGCUCAUGGCCGUCUGCUGCCCAGAGGGAGAUGCGGAGGCGGAGCCUGGCGCCCGUCUGUCCUGUCACCUCCUGCUGCGGCUGUUCAAGCCGUCAUACCUCAUCGCGGCGCAGUCGGGCCUGUCUGGCGUGAAGAACCCUCCGCUGAUCAGGAACUCGUGCGACCGGCAUUUGCUGGAGGCGGCUCAUCUGUUCAUUGGGGUGGGGCCCAUGCUGGCCGUACUGAAGGCUAUGCUCAAGUUAGCUGACGAACCAAACGAGGAUUCCUCCAGCAAGGGUAACUCUGGCAGCUCCAGAGACAAGAGCGGUGUGUUCUUCGCUGAUCUGCUGCGUAACCUUGACAACGACUUUGAGAUGGAAGCUCUCAUCAACGCCAGCUCCGGUGGGGGCAAUGGCAAGGAUGGGCUGGGCAGCGGCAGCCUCAGCGAGUUUGCCAAACGGGCGCUCACCGAGAUCUGCCGCCAGGACUGGGUGCGGGAGAAGUUCCUGCGCAACCCGGCCAAGCUGUUCACCAAUGACCUGCUCAACGAGAACAUUCUGUCGUAUCGACAGGCGCAGCAGCUGUUGCAGAUGAUCUGCUACCCGACGGGCGUGCCGAACCAGAUGGAGGGCUGCGAGCCGGAGAACAAGCAUGUGGUGGAGCGGGUGCUGCAGACCCUGGACCAGUGGACCCAGAGGGUAUCCUGGCUGGAACUACAGCUGUUGUUUGAGCGCUCUCAGAAUCAGACGGAGACGAACACUCUUCUGGACCUGGUGUCCCGCGGAACCAUCGACCUCUUCCACCAGCUGACAGAGAACCAGAACGGCUCGACGUCCGACUCCCCGAUGAGCCUCCCGACAGAGCACAAGAGCAACUCUGAAAACACGAUCUGGCUGGUGGCGCCGCUGAUCGCCAAACUGCCAAACGCCAUCCAGGGCCGCGUGCUGAAACUGGCCGCGCAAGUCCUGGAGAGUGGGAACAACCUGUUUGUCUCGGCCAAGAGUAAGCAGGAGAAGGAGAAGAACAUGAAGAGUAAGUCGCUGCUGGGUCACCAGCCCUUCCUGUCGCUGGUGCUGAGCUGUCUGAAGGGCCAGGACGAGCAGAGAGAGUUCCUGCUGCGCUCCCUCAUGAACCAGAUGGAGAUGUUCAUCGGCAACUCCAAGGACAUGAUGGACAAGACACCAGAUGAAAGCAAGAUCCGCCAACACCUUCACGAAGCUCUACAUCUGAGACUCUCCUUGGUGGGGGGCAUGUUUGACAUGAUCCAGAGAAACAACGCCAUGACCAGCGACUGGGCUCUUAUCCUUGUCCAGCUGGUCAGUCAUGAUGUGGUGGACUGUCAGGUCAACAGCGAGAGCUCGGGGACAAGAACAGCGCAGCCACGGACCAGAUCCGCCAGCUGCUGCCGCUGCCCAAGCAGCCCAUCGAGGUGAUCACGGUGGAGCCGUACGGGGCCGUGCUGGACAACAAGGGCAACAGGGUGCCGGGGCUGGACGCCACGGGGAAGAAGGCGGGUUUACAAGUGGCCCAGAAGGUUCCCUUCAACGCCUGGGAGAUCAUCGAGGGCCACAAGAACAUUCCGCCCAUCCCCUGGUCCUUUUUUGGGGCCGUCAGGAUGGAAAAGAAGGCCCUCAAGUAUGAGGACCAGAAAAGGAUUGACCUGUACCACACCCACACCCUGAGGAAACCUCUCAGCUACUUCUUAGAGCCCCCAGUCUUGCCACCGGAAGACCUGGAACCCAUUCCCGAGAAGAUUCCAAACAACGCCAUGAGGCCGUUCUACCCACAGGAGCCAAUGUAUGGCCAGCCAGGGCCGCCUCAGAUGUGGCCGUACGGCCCCUCGGGACCCCAGAACCCGUACGUGUACACGCAGCAACCCCCACAGCAGCGACCCCGUAUGGUGGGCGGCAUGGGCAAUUCCAAGAUGGUGCUCUCCAAUAUGUUGUACAAGCGGUCUAUGAACAACAGCCAGGGAACCUAUCUCACACCUCCCGAUGUCAGCGGGUAUGGCAGGGAUGCCAGCUGCGGCCAGCAGCACCAUAAACAGCUACAGUCAGGGACCCAUGGCUCCCAGUGCAGGGCCUCCGGGACAGCACCAGCAGUCCUACAUGGGAACACCUAUGGCCAACUCGCAGAUGCAGCUACGACAGCAGAUGAUGGCAAUGCAACAACAGCAGCAACAACAACAACAGCCGCAGCCUGGGAUGACCCCGAUGCAGGCGCCACAACAGCGAAACGUCAUGUCCAUGCGGCGCAUGUCGUCCGGCAUGCAAGGCCCGCCCCCCGGCCCAGCCCCGCAGUACGGCUCCUACCCUCAGUAUUGACCUGUGAACCAGUGGACCUGAUGAAAUGGCAUGUCAUUGUUGGGUUAUGACUGGGGGAUUUUUUUUUUUGGGGGGGGGGGGGUGUAAGGACAUAGGAAUAGUAGUUGACCGGAUUUAUUCUUUUUUUUUUGGUGACAUACGAACAGUAGGGGACAGGUUAAUUGUGACAUAUAUGAAUAGUAGUGGAAUUUUAUUUUAUUUCAUAAAAACUUUUUUUUGUUUUGUUACUGUUACAUAUGUAUAGUGGAGGACAUUUUUUCUUUUUUUUUUAAUACUUUAUUGUGACAUAAGAACAGUAGUGGACACAAUUUUUUUUUCCUGUUUUUUAAUCGUGACAUGUGAAUAGAAGUGGACCUUUUUUUUUUACUUUGUUGUGACAUACGAAUAGUCGUGGACAUUUGUUUUUCUUUCUUGUGACGUAAAUAGUCGUGGACAUUUUUUGUAAUUUAAAUUCGUGUGUGUGUGUGUGUGUGAAUGUGCAUGUAUGUGAAUGUAAGUACGUAUCUGUGUGAAUAAGUGUGUGUGUAACAGAGAGAGCGAGAAAGAGAAAAUGUGUUAGGAAGUGCAUGCGCUGAGCCAAGUUCUAUUUGUGGUGAUCAAUAAAUUGUUAUCUUGUCUU
Messenger RNA from Aplysia californica (California sea hare), 6596 nucleotides. RefSeq names its product mediator of RNA polymerase II transcription subunit 12-like protein. Gene Ontology annotation, cellular component: mediator complex. The record is from RefSeq and is a predicted model, not a curated record. Gene Ontology annotation, biological process: regulation of transcription by RNA polymerase II. Gene Ontology annotation, molecular function: transcription coactivator activity. Lineage: Eukaryota; Metazoa; Mollusca; Gastropoda; Aplysiida; Aplysiidae.